Schizosaccharomyces cryophilus OY26 is the source of this 3357-nucleotide messenger RNA. RefSeq names its product serine/threonine protein phosphatase Ppe1. Bases 117 to 1034 code for a protein of 305 amino acids. Gene Ontology annotation, cellular component: cytoplasm. The record is from RefSeq and is a predicted model, not a curated record. Gene Ontology annotation, biological process: G1/S transition of mitotic cell cycle; peptidyl-serine dephosphorylation. Lineage: Eukaryota; Fungi; Ascomycota; Schizosaccharomycetes; Schizosaccharomycetales; Schizosaccharomycetaceae. Gene Ontology annotation, molecular function: protein serine/threonine phosphatase activity. The transcript has a single exon.
CUACAACUUACGUAUCCUUUGCCUACAACAAGCAUUAAAAGAAAACAAAGUAUUGCCAAAAGAAGCGAUAAAACGAAGAAUAAUAAAUUUCUGAAAAAGAAAAAGGUCGUUUCAAUAUGGUGGAUUUAGAUGAAUGGAUUGCAACGGUUCGAAAAUGUAAAUAUUUACCAGAACAUCAGUUAAAACGCUUAUGUGAGAUGGUGAAGGAAAUACUGAUGGAAGAAUCGAAUAUUCAACCCGUAAGAACUCCCGUUACCGUCUGCGGAGAUAUUCACGGUCAAUUUUUCGAUCUUUUAGAAUUAUUCCGUGUCAGUGGAGAACUACCGUCAACUAAUUACAUCUUUAUGGGCGAUUUUGUAGACCGCGGUUAUUUUAGUUUGGAAACAUUUACAUUGUUUAUGUUAUUGAAAGCCAGAUAUCCUGAUAAAAUUACACUUCUCCGUGGAAAUCACGAAAGUAGACAAAUUACACAGGUGUAUGGAUUUUAUGACGAGUGUCAAACGAAGUAUGGUAAUGCAAAUGUCUGGAAAUACUGCUGCCAAGUAUUUGAUUUUCUAACUCUGGCUGCAAUCAUUGACAACAAAAUUCUAUGUGUGCACGGUGGCUUAUCCCCUGAAGUUCGUACAUUAGACCAGAUUCGUAUACUGGCUCGUGCUCAAGAAAUUCCUCAUGAAGGCUCGUUUUGUGACCUUAUGUGGUCGGAUCCCGAAGACAUUGAGUCUUGGACUGUAUCGCCCCGUGGUGCUGGCUGGCUGUUUGGUUCAAAAGUCACUAGCGAAUUUAGUCACAUCAAUGAUUUAAAGCUGAUUGCUAGGGCACACCAGCUAGUUCAAGAAGGAUACAAGUAUCAUUUUGAUGAAAAAAAUCUGGUUACUGUUUGGAGUGCUCCGAACUAUUGCUAUCGGUGCGGUAAUGUUGCGAGUGUUAUGAAAGUAGAUGAUUCUUUAGAACCUGAUUUUCGCAUAUUUUCUGCUGUACCGGAUGAAGACAGAACUGUUCCCCCAAGUCGGAAAAGAAGUGAAUACUUCAUUUAGAAUAGCUACAGUGCUUUGGGUUUCUUGCGAUGUAUAGGUUGUUUUUCCAAUUUAAUAUGGUUGAUCAUCAUUUCAUCUAUUUUCCUAUAGGGUUAAUUUCUCAUAUUCAUUUCCUCCGCUUCUUUUUUUUUUCUUUCUACUCUUCUCUUAUGCUUGUCCUUCUGCCCCCAUUAAUCUACCGUCGUUGUUAUAAUCUAAAAGGCGUCUAAUUUUAAGAAUGUCUAAGCAUCUUUGUCUGUCUUUUCUUUGAUUUAAAAAAAAAACGAUAGCAUUUUCCUCAACUAUUCUAUGUACUUUUUGCUCAAUGAAAUUUCUGUUGAUAUAUAUCGAUACAUAUAUUUGCGUGGGCAAAACCGGGAAGUUUUUCUAAGGUAAUAUAAAAAAUGUUUCAGAAGGCUUAUCAGGAACCCAAAAGAGUUUUGAAUUUGAUUUUGACAACCAGUCGAUGAUGAGGUGGUUCCAAUGGAUAGUACCUUUAAGGGCAGUGAUUAGGAAAGCUGUAUCUUGCUUUUGAGACAUUGUAUGAAUGAUACAAUUAUGGAAUAAAGUAAGUCUAUUGAUCAUAGAUUUUUAAAUUGCAAAAAUGCAAUGCUUUUUACUAAAAGCAACCAAAACGAGCUCGAGAAAGUUUUUACCUAAAAUGGCUAUUUUCUUGAAAAAAAAACCCCCGUGAAAACAAAGCACGCUUAAAUAAAUGUGAUUUAAGUGCUGAAUAAUGUUGUCAUCAUCUGUUGUUUUGGUCCUUGUGUUUGGAUUACUUGUUGCUUUUACUUGAAGGAUUAGGGUUUAUACCGACUUUAUUGUGCAAUACUUUCUUGUCAGUGUUAUAAUAGGAUUUGCUAUUUCAUUCUAACAUGUUGCCAAUUGGAAAGGAACAUAAGGAAUUUAGAUUAUGUUCAACCAACCAUGUGUUGAUCUUGUAUGUGCUCGAAACUAAGCUUUAUGUCGGAUCUGGGGAAAAAGUCAAGUCACUACUAUGAAAAAUAAAGACCUUAAUGCUCCAGAUUUUGAGCGAUAAGAGACGGUUGUUUGAUUGUCUCGAUCCGCAGGCGUGAAAAGUUCGACACCUGGAUAUGAAAUUGAAUUUCUACAACGAUUAAUGAAUAUAGAAGUUAUAGCUCAACUAUGAUUCUAGUGACGAAGCUAAGUGUAGAUGAAGCGUUGAUGGUUUCAUGUGAAAGGAAAUUCCAAGAAAAAGUUACUUUUUAAUAGAUUUCAGUAUUUGAUACAUGAUUUAUCGUCAAAUGACAACCAUAUGGAUAUUUUUUGAAAUUGUGUUUUGUCCUUUAAUCUGCCUUGUAAUGAGACUGCACAUAUGUUUAUUAUUCUUCCUUUCUUCCUAUUGGUGUUGUGUUACAAAACACGCGAUUUAUGAAUCCAAGGUUUGGUAAAUCUGACAUUCACUGAUCGCUUUUCGUUAGUAACUUUAAUGGAGAAAAUCCUGUUGAUUUCGUCAAGGUAAAAUAGUACCUUAAUAUCAAUAUACUUUUUUAUGUACCAUUUGAACAUUCUAUAUGCUAUAGCAGUUGAUUAGACUAAGGCCCGACAUCAUCAUGUAAAUAGACUUGAAGUUUCUUUUUGUCAACGUCAAAUACCUAAGAAUACAAAUACUCUAAAUUUAAAAUUUCUAAAUAUCGGAAUUAAUUAUACUUUGCUUAAUUUAAUUAUGUUCAAUGGAAUUAAAAGUCAUCUUUCCUUGGCCAUUGUUGGACGUACAAUUGACAGUCUAAAUAAUUGUGUGCUUGUUUUAUAAUAAUAAUACAAAUAUUAACGAACUUUGAGACCGUUCAAAAAAAAAAAAUUCAAUCACCUUUCGUUUUCGACGAAAUGUUUUGUAAAAAAGUAAAAUCCACAACCAUGUUGGAUUCAGUUACUUAUAUGAAAGAAAGAAAUAACAGCGGAUAAAAUAAACUAUGAGCAGUCGACAAAAGAUUCGAAACUCUCAUCGUCCCUGCUUUUUUAUUUUCUUUUUAUUAGUAUCUUGAAUUUUACUGAAGAAAGGGAAAAAUAUGUACUUUUGACUGAAUUAUUUCGAAAUAAAAAGCCGUGAUACUUCGCUAAGAGCCUAUCCGGAUUUUUAGUGUGAGCAUAUAUGCGUGUGGAGAAAAUAAAGGCUGCUUCUUCUAACGUUAUGUAAGGAUCAAAAGAUUGAGUGCACUUGCGAAAUCAGGAACGCAUAAUCAAUUCAAACUUUGUUUCUUCGACAUCGACGUAGAUUAGAACAGAACUUUUGCAAGCUACAGGACUAUAACCUGGUAAAUAUCAAUCAUUUUACAUACUAUGAUUUCCACCCUUUACAAUAUCUACUUAUAUUUUGAUUGCA